UGCAGCUUCGUUGUUGACAUUAUCACAAAAUCAUUAUCAACACGUAAUCUUCACAUCAAAAUUCUCACAAAUUAAUCUCUUAUAAGAUUAUUCAAUUCAAUACAGUCCAAAACAAUUAGCUUUCUAUAAUCACAACUCCGAUUCCAGGAUAUUCAUCUUGAUCGCCAUCUCUCCAUCUUCACUCUUCCAACCUAAACAAAAAUGGAAUCUCUCCGAUUUUCUGCUCACGUCAGCACUCCGGCGCCGGACUUUCCGGUCACUCGCAGGGCCGUGCUCGCUCCGAACCGGAUCGGGUUCAGAGUAUCCGCGCAGAGCGAGGCUGCUGCAGAGCCUGAUCUUAGCGUGACGGUAAACGGGCUCAAAAUGCCGAAUCCCUUCGUCAUCGGGUCGGGUCCGCCCGGAACCAACUACACCGUCAUGAAGCGCGCCUUCAACGAAGGCUGGGGCGCGGUUAUCGCCAAAACGGUGUCACUGGAUUCUUCGAAAGUUGUGAAUGUAACCCCUCGGUAUGCUAGAUUACGGGCUGGAGCGAAUGGAUCUCCUAAAGGGCAAAUCAUAGGGUGGCAAAAUAUUGAGCUGAUAAGCGACCGGCCUCUAGAGACUAUGUUGAAGGAAUUUAAACAGUUGAAGGAAGAGUAUCCGGACAGGAUACUCAUUGCUUCUAUCAUGGAAGAAUACAACAAAGCUGCGUGGGAGGAGCUCAUUGACCGAGUUGAGCAAACUGGAAUUGAUGCUUUUGAAAUCAACUUUUCGUGUCCUCAUGGAAUGCCAGAGCGUAAAAUGGGCGCUGCUGUUGGCCAAGAUUGCGCACUUUUGGAAGAAGUUUGUGGAUGGAUUAAUGCGAAAGCAACUGUCCCUGUUUGGGCAAAGAUGACUCCAAACAUCACAGACAUCACGCAGCCAGCUAGAGUGUCUCUGCAAGCCGGAUGCGAAGGGGUUGCUGCAAUCAACACAAUCAUGAGCGUCAUGGGGAUUAAUCUUGACACCUUGCGCCCAGAGCCUUGUGUGGAGGGAUAUUCGACUCCGGGAGGCUAUUCAGCCAAGGCAGUCCAUCCUAUUGCACUUGCAAAAGUGAUGAGUAUUGCACAGAUGAUGAAGAAGGAAUUUGCUGAUAAAGAUCUCUCGCUUUCUGCUAUUGGAGGAGUUGAGACAGGGAAUGAUGCAGCCGAGUUCAUACUUCUUGGAGCCAAUACAGUUCAGGUCUGCACGGGCGUGAUGAUGCAUGGAUAUGGUCUCGUGAAGACGCUUUGUUCUGAGCUGCAGGAAUUCAUGAAAAAGCACAACUUUUCAUCCAUUGAAGAUUUCAGGGGAGCUUCUCUCGACUAUUUCACGACCCACAUGGAUCUGGUGGCAAGGCAGCAAGAGGCGAUUCGCGAAAGGAAGGCCACCAAGAAGGGGUUGCAAUCUGAUAGAGACUGGACGGGCGAUGGCUUCGUGAAAGAAUCAGAGAGUAUGGUAUCAAACUGAUGACUCUUGUUCAAAUGUGAUAUUUCUGUUCAAUCUGUACCAACACAAAAUUCAACAAUGGAGAGCUCAAGUUGUUUUUUAA
Messenger RNA from Salvia hispanica, 1549 nucleotides. RefSeq names its product dihydropyrimidine dehydrogenase (NADP(+)), chloroplastic-like. Gene Ontology annotation, cellular component: cytoplasm. NCBI's taxonomy places the organism in Eukaryota, Viridiplantae, Streptophyta, Magnoliopsida, Lamiales, Lamiaceae. Gene Ontology annotation, biological process: uracil catabolic process; thymine catabolic process. Gene Ontology annotation, molecular function: dihydropyrimidine dehydrogenase (NADP+) activity; uracil binding; NADP binding. The record is from RefSeq and is a predicted model, not a curated record.